CGCGCGCUUCUGCUCAUUUAGUGGUGACAUUUGAAGUGAUUGGUCGCAUAACCUAAGUGUAGAGUGAAAAAUAUUUUAUUUUUACAAAUAAAUUCCAAGAUUGUUAGAAUAAAUGGAAAAUAUUCAAAGCAAAAAUUCUGUUACAUCAGAAGAAGGAACAGCACAGGAAAAUCAUUAUGUUCCGGAAGAAGAGAAAGUUGAAAAGACGCUUCUCAAUGUUGAAAUACUCGAUGAUGCACCAGCACCAGUUUAUCAAAUACGUCCGCAUUUACACGAGAAAUUUAAGCCUAUGAGUGCUAAAGAAGUUAUACAUACCGUAUUAUUCGAUCAGCUUUCUGAAAAAACUUAUAAUGCUCAAGAUGCUAUUCAAUGGACUAAAGAUAUAGCAGAUAUAAUUAGAGAAAAAAUUAAAGAAUUAAAUUUUAAUCGUUAUAAAUAUAUCGUAAAUGUGGUUUUGGGUCAACAAUAUGGUGCUGGUGUAAAAAUGGGAACAAGGUGUAUUUGGGAUGCAGAAGCAGAUACAUAUGCAUAUGAUAGUUUCUUAAAUGUAAGGGUGAUAAUUAAUUUUCAUUUUUUAAAUGAUUGUACAAUUACAAUAUUUGGUUAGAAAUAUAAUUAUAGAUAGAUAGAUAGAUAGAUACAUUUUCAAAUAAGAAUAAACACUGUUAAGGAUACAAUAUUUAGUAUUUUGUUAUCAAUGAAAAAGAUUUAAAAUAUUUAAGAAUAAAUGUCUUAAAAAUAAUUAGAUAAGUAUAAGAUACAAAUAUAAUAACAUUUUUUCAGGAUACAAUAUUCUGUGUGGCUACUGUGUACGCUGUAUAUUAUUAUUAAAAAAUGUUUACAUAUUUUCAAGUAUGAUGCCAGAAAUAUUUAUUAUGAUUGUAGGAUUUUAAAAUGAUACGAAUGGUGGAAGAAUAAAUAUAUUAUUGAUUUAAUGGAA
This is a messenger RNA of Apis cerana (Asiatic honeybee), 940 nucleotides long. Its product is annotated as dynein light chain Tctex-type protein 2B. The record is from RefSeq and is a predicted model, not a curated record. Lineage: Eukaryota; Metazoa; Arthropoda; Insecta; Hymenoptera; Apidae. Gene Ontology annotation, cellular component: cytoplasm; cytoplasmic dynein complex. Gene Ontology annotation, molecular function: dynein intermediate chain binding. Gene Ontology annotation, biological process: microtubule-based movement.